Messenger RNA from Cygnus olor (mute swan), 1357 nucleotides. It is a transcript of the gene GDF6, whose product is annotated as growth differentiation factor 6. Gene Ontology annotation, cellular component: extracellular region. Gene Ontology annotation, biological process: BMP signaling pathway; SMAD protein signal transduction. Gene Ontology annotation, molecular function: growth factor activity; cytokine activity. The record is from RefSeq and is a predicted model, not a curated record. Lineage: Eukaryota; Metazoa; Chordata; Aves; Anseriformes; Anatidae.
CUCACGUCGGGCCGCCGCCCCGCCGCGAUCGCUAUGAAUGCGAGCCGGGCCCUGCUCUCCGCCGCCUUGCUCGCCGGCCUCCUCUGGGAUUUACCGUGCUGCCUCCCGGCCUCCCUCCCCGCCGCCGAGGAGCUCGCCAAGGGCGGCAGGGGCCGCAGGGCGCCGCGGUCCCCCCGGGAGAGCCGGCAGAGGCAGGGGGGACAGCCCGGGGGCCGGGCGCCCCCCAGGGCGGAGCCCCACGAGUACAUGCUGUCCCUCUUCAGGACCUACUCCAUCGCCGAGAAGCUGGGCAUCAACGCCAUUUUCCAGUCCUCCAAGUCCGCCAACACCAUCACUAGUUUCGUGGAUAGGGGACAAGACGACCUCUCUCCCGCUCCCCUGAGGCGCCAGAAGUACCUGUUCGACGUGUCCACCCUCUCGGACAAGGAGGAGCGUGGGGCCGAGCUGCGCCUGUUCCGCCGCCCCCCCCGCGGCCGCCCGCCGCCCCCUCCGCCCCCUCCGGCCGCCCCCGUCCUGCAGCUCUUCCCCUGCCUCUCCCCUCUGCCGCUGGGCUCCCGCAGCCUGGAGGCCCGGCCGGGCGGCUGGGAGGUGUUCGACGUGCGCCAGGGCCUGCGGGGGGAGCGGCCCCGACGGCAGCUCUGCCUGGAGCUCCGCGCCUCGCCCGGCCGCGGCUCCCCUCCGCCCCGCCGCUGGCUGGACCUGCGCGGCCUGGGCUUCGGCAGGGGGACGAGGCCGCCUCAGGAGAGGGCGCUGCUGGUGGUCUUCACCCGCUCCCGGCGGCGGAGCCUCCUCGGGGAGCUGCGGGCAGAGCUGGGGGCUCCUCCACCGCCGCCUCCUCCUCCUCCUCCUCCCGCCGGCCGCCGGCCGCCCCGCCAGCGCCGCACCGCCUCGCCCAGCCGGCACGGCAAGAGGCACGGCAAGAAGGCGAGGCUGCGCUGCAGCAAGAAGCCGCUGCACGUCAACUUCAAGGAGCUGGGCUGGGACGACUGGAUCAUCGCCCCCCUGGAGUACGAGGCGUACCACUGCGAGGGGGUGUGCGACUUCCCGCUGCGCUCCCACCUGGAGCCCACCAACCACGCCAUCAUCCAGACCCUGAUGAACUCCAUGGACCCCGGCUCCACGCCGCCCAGCUGCUGCGUGCCCACCAAAUUGACUCCCAUCAGCAUCCUCUACAUCGACGCGGGCAACAACGUGGUGUACAAGCAGUACGAGGACAUGGUGGUCGAGUCGUGCGGCUGCAGGUAGCGGGCGGGCGCCCCUCGGCGGGGGGCCGGGGCUGCGCCUGGCGGCGGAGGGCGAGGAAGACGUCGGAUGAAGAGCGAGGAAGGGCGAGGAGGGGGGGCGGCGGGGAGCCGGG